Molecule: messenger RNA, 1239 nt
Organism: Talaromyces stipitatus ATCC 10500
Lineage: Eukaryota; Fungi; Ascomycota; Eurotiomycetes; Eurotiales; Trichocomaceae
Exons: 2
Coding region: 1-1239 (412 amino acids)
Source: RefSeq, a predicted model, not a curated record
AUGGCAAAGAUUGAGCCUUGCACCAAUUCCGAUCUAUCAAUUCACCUAGACUGGUCCCAACCAUUUCUCCCAGGCCAGAAAAUUACAGGCUAUGUCCCUCGAACAUCGCGUUGGGCCAGUGCGGAGACGAGCAUCAGCAUCGCUUUGCACGGUAAAUGCACCACAAAAUUCUUUUCCCGGGAUUCUUACAUGUGUCGUAGCAGUCUUGAUCUAUUUGGACAGGAGGAAGUUCGAUACGAGCUUUUUAACGAUCCAUUGCAUAUUCAACUGUCUUGUCCAGAAGGAAAAAUGUGGAGACACCCUGAGCCAACUUCUUUGAGAUCUCAUCCAUUGGGAAGGGCAUCCUACCUGCCUUUGCUCUAUGUCGAUAAACAAGCCCUUCCGCCUUCAUUCGAUCUCGGCAGCAGCAAUGCGACUACUUCACGUAAUGGGUCUGCAGUAGUUGAGUACUAUCUGGAGGCCAUGAUAACAACCCCAAACUCUGAGCCAGUCAUGGCACGAAUGCCGAUCCAUCUUCGUUGCCAAUCCUCUCCUUUCCCGAUCACUGAUUUCGACAUCCAGAUCCAUUCUCGACAACGUUAUACGAUAAACUCUCCUUAUCUAAUAUCUGCUGGUACGGAGACAGUUCAGUGUUCCAUGGGACAGAAACUGGGCAAGGUGGUUGGGUUAUCCAGAUCUCAUCGCUUUACAUUUCGCCUGGAUAUCAGUGUAGCUUCGGUUCUCCAGAUUGGCAGCCCAUAUCACAUUCCCCUCGAGAUGCGAGCCAUACCGCAAUGGGAGGAUACAAGUGAAUGUCUUUCAAAAACUCUUCCAACUAUCGACAUAAUUAGCUUUACUCUUGUGCUACGAUCCACCUCGUGUAUCCUGGCUUUUGCUACAGCUGCACUAGGUCCAGCCCCCGUCGUGCGCGAAGAGAGUUUUAUGGAAAAGAUAUUAUUGGCAGAUUAUAUUUAUUCGAAGAGCACGAAACAGAUAGAAGAACGAAAGUACUCUUCCUUGAACGACAGCAAUUCUUUAACCUUACCAGUUAACGAGAAUACGGCUCCGCUGGACAUAGGUGAAGUACUUGAUUUAAAACUCCAGCAUGAAAAGUUCUCGGUUCACGAAGUUCCCACAUUCAUCACUUACAAUAUCAAACGAACGUACGAGUUGGAGUGGAAAAUGAGGCUUGAAGUAGGUGGAGAAACUAUCAAAGUUAAGGGCAAACAUCCAGUUUUGGUCAUGGGAAGGGCUGGUUAG